AUGGCAGCUAUAGAGAGCUUCGACGGCAUCUACUUGGACCUGUCCAAGGAGAGCGGCAAGUGCAGAUUUGCCGAGAGCGGUCUCGGUUGGAAGCCCUCCGGCGGUGGCGAUACCUUCACUCUCGAUCACAGCACAAUUGCCUCGGCGCAGUGGAGCCGAGCUGCCAAGGGCUACGAAAUCAAGAUCCUCAACCGAGACUCGCGCAUCAUCCAGCUCGAUGGUUUCCAACAAGAGGACUAUGAGCGUCUUGCCAAGCUCUUCAAGAACUGGUACAGCACCGCGCUCGAGAAUAGGGAGCAUGCCCUGAGGGGAUGGAACUGGGGCAAGGCCGACUUUGGAAAGGCUGAGCUGUCUUUCAACGUCCAGAGCCGCCCUGCGUUCGAAAUCCCCUACUCCGAAAUCUCAAACACCAACUUGGCGGGUCGUAACGAGGUCGCAGUCGAAUUCUCAGCUCCCACGGACAAGAACGAUACUGGCACUAAUGGCCACUUGGGGGGUGCGCGCGGAAAGGGCAAGAAGGCGGGUGCCGGCAAGGAUCAGCUCGUUGAGAUGCGGUUUUACAUUCCCGGAACCGUCAAGAAGGAAGUGGAGGGCGACGAGGCUGGUAGCGACGCCGGCGGCGAAGAGGAGAAGAACGCCGUCACCCUGUUCUACGAUACCCUGAUGGAGAAGGCCGAGAUUGGCGAGACCGCAGGCGAUACUAUCGCUACGUUCCUAGACAUCCUCCAUCUCACACCCAGAGGUCGUUUCGAUAUCGACAUGUACGAUGCGUCUUUCCGUCUCCGUGGUAAGACGUACGACUACAAGAUCCAGUACGACGCCAUCAAGAAGUUUAUGGUGCUUCCCAAGCCAGACGAGACCCACGUGCUUCUCUGCGUUGGCCUGGACCCGCCCCUGCGCCAGGGUCAGACAAGAUACCCGUUCAUCGUCAUGCAGUUCAAGAAGGACGAGGAGGUGACGAUUGAUCUUAACCUCACCGAGGAGCAAAUAGAUGAGCGGUACAAGGACAGGCUUCAGCCUCACUACGAGCAACCUCUUCACCAAGUCAUCACCUACAUCUUCCGAGGACUUGCCAACAAGAAGAUCACGACGCCUGCCAAGGACUUCCAGACCCAUCGCAAUCAGUUCGGUAUCAAGUGCUCGAUCAAGGCCAGUGAAGGCUUCCUGUACUGCCUGGAGAAGGCGUUCAUGUUUGUGCCUAAACCUGCGACGUACAUUGCCUACGAGCAAACAGCGUCCAUCACAUUCUCUCGUGUUGGAGGUGCCGUUUCUGCGCUGUCAACCUUUGAUAUCACCGUGCAGAUGAAGAACGGCGCUGGCUCAUCACAGUUCAGCAACAUCAACCGCGAGGAUCUCAAGGGGCUCGAGGAGUUCUUCAGACUCAAGGGAUUGCGCUGGGGUCCAUAUACCAUGAACGAGCCCAUCCCGCUCCCGGGCUCAGGUUCAGGCUCAACGGGAACGAUGCCCCGCCUCGGUCUCGGCGUCUACCAGCUCAGGGGGGAAGAAUGCUUCGCGGCCUGUCUGGCGGGGUUAGAGGCCGGGUACCGGCACAUUGAUACGGCGCAGCUGUAUGGGAAUGAAGAGGAGGUUGGGAGGGCCGUUGGGGUGUUUUUGAGACGGCGAGAGGAGGGGUCAUCGGAUGGGUGUGGUGAUGGACGGGGAGAAGAGGGGGCAGGGAAGAGUAGAGUCAAGAGGGAGCAUCUUUUUUUGACGACCAAGGUUGGACGCUGGGAGGGCGACGGGGAGAAGAUGUAUGAGAGUGUACUGGGGAGUGUAAUCAGAAUUGCUGGGGGGGAGGAGGGUGGAGGGUACGUUGACUUGAUUCUCGUACAUCGUCCCGUUGCGCGGUGGAGGGAUAUCUGGAGCGAGUUGGGGAGGUUUCUGAGGGAGGGUAGGGCGAGGGUGCUUGGGGUUAGUAAUUUUGGGAUCGGGGCGCUGGAGGAGAUGAAGAAGGGUUGCGAGGGGGUGUUGCCGUGUGUGAAUCAGAUUGAGCGAGAACUAGUCGCCUACUGCCAACAAAACGGCAUCGUGGUACAAGCGUACAGCCCUCUCGCGCGCGGGCAGCGGUGGACGGAUCCGGUGUUGAGACUUCGUUCCGAGUUUGUAAAGUGCAAAGCAAGAUUGAUCGGCUUUCGGUUUCUCAAAAGCGUGCAAAAGCGUGUAGACCUUAGCACGCCUGCUAAUGAGGUUCCUACAAGUGCCCCACGCAGACAGCGCUCCCAGCGGCCGGGGCAAGACGGAAGGUUCGCCAAGACCCGAACCGGGGCUUUAUUCGGGCGCGGGUUGGUGGCGCUGGCGCUGGCGCACGAACUCAUCAAGUGGGCGGUGGAACCAUUCCAGGGCGGCCAGCACAGGUGCCAGCUUCACCUGGAAUCUUCGAUGCUCAUCCUGGGCCAUCCCACCUCGCGCUGCGCUUGCGGAGGGGCAGUGAAGCACUUUCAACGUCCGUUGCGCGGCGGCUGCCAGUGCGGGCGCAACAGUUACAUCAUCGAGGUCCCGCAAGGCACCACCGAGAAAGCCCAGGUGCUAUUCCAUACAGACUCAAUGCACAGAGUUCCUCUCGCGACCCCACUGGCCGCCAUGAUCCGAGUGCCACUCUCGUGGUAUCACAGCUCAACCCACGCCUUCUACCCGGACGAAAGGCACUCGGCGAUCCGCCGCGUUUUCGAAUCACCCUCCAACCACCACCCUUCGAGACGAAACUUUUGCGGCUUCUGCGGCACGCCGCUAUCCUACUGGACCGAGAGACCCCCUACCGAGGCGGGGUUCAUCCACCUGACCCUUGCGAGCCUGCGAGGUGAAGACCUUCGAGAUCUGGAAGAUCUGGGGCUGAUUCCAGAGUUUGAAGAGCCGGAAGAACAGCCCGCUGUUCCGACAACAACCACGGUAAUUGGGAGGGAAACCCAGGGCGUUCCUUGGUUCGAGGGCAUGAUCGAUGGUACCCGUUUGGGCAACUUGCGUCACAGCCAGGUUGUUGAUCAUAGCAGAGACGGGAAAAUUAGGGUUGAAUGGGAGAUUGUAGAGUGGACCGAGGGAGACGAUGCUCCCGACGUGGCCGCAGCAGCGGAUGGCGAUGUUAAUAUGACGACAAAUCAUCCCGGAAAACGCAAAAUGAACGACCGAGAGGACGAGGAUGCGGCUGUCGACGGCAUGCAUUAA
Molecule: messenger RNA, 3159 nt
Organism: Colletotrichum lupini
Lineage: Eukaryota; Fungi; Ascomycota; Sordariomycetes; Glomerellales; Glomerellaceae
Product: FACT complex subunit pob-3
Exons: 11
Coding region: 1-3159 (1052 amino acids)
Cellular component (GO): nucleus; FACT complex
Molecular function (GO): oxidoreductase activity; nucleosome binding; DNA binding
Source: RefSeq, a predicted model, not a curated record